Cladocopium goreaui is the source of this 942-nucleotide messenger RNA. Lineage: Eukaryota; Dinophyceae; Suessiales; Symbiodiniaceae. The record is from the annotation of a GenBank genome assembly.
AUGGCAGUCCAUGUGAAUGCCAUGGUUCUGCUUGCUUUGGCUUCUAUGGCAGUGAAGCUUCAUUUUCGCAGUCUUCCAAAGUCCAGAAACCCAAAUUGUGGCAGUGUGGCCAGGGCCAAGGCCCUCAAGGAGGAAGGAAAUGACUUGGCCAAGCUUGGGGACAAAGCUGAGGCUCUCAAAAAGUACGAGAAGGGGAUUCGCCUUUUAGGUCUGCUGAACUACGAGCUGGAUGAUGAUGGCUUAAAGGCUUUCGAGCAACAGACCCCGGAGGGCCGAGAGUUGCUGUCCAUCUUGGCAGCCAACGCGGCGCAGAUGUAUUUGGAUCCUUCGAUUCGGCAGCUAUCCAAGGCCAUCCAGAGAUGCAGUUUGGCCAUCGAUGCCAACCCCAGCAAUGCCAAAGCCUAUUUCAGGAGGGCAACAGCUGCCUUUGACUACGUGGACCAUGUGGUGAAAGGCACGGACGCUAUUCUGGCGCAGGCGCAGCGGGACAUCCGGAAGUUCCUGCAGAUGGACCAGGAGAAUGCAGCAGGAAAAGCUCUGCAAGAGCACUUGGCUCGGAAGCGUCAAGCGUUGCUGGGGCCCAUCAUGCGUGAGACCGAGAAGCCGGAUCCUGAAAUCGAACCCGAGUGGUUUCAGCAGGUGAACCAACGUGCAAUCUUCGUGUGCAUGUGCGGGAGCAGUGCCGUGGGGCGAGAUCAAGUCGAACUGCCUGAUGCCUUGCUGUCCAUGGCAUCUCAAGCUAAGGACAAGAAAGCCAUUAGUGUUGGAGUGGCUUACGUUGGUUACAAGGCUCCAGAUGAGCUGGAGAUGUUCACGGAGGAGUGGCAAAAGAAGUACUACCGCAUGUUACGCUUGGGCGAGCGCGCCACGCGGGUGCCCAAACCGCGACAGGUCGUGGUGCAUGGAGAGGUCUACAGCGUUUGGAGCCUUUUGGAGGCUUGA